AUGGAGAACGAUGAUGGAUGUCAAAGAUCCCAGCGUUCCAAGCCGAAUUCCAACCGGUUACAACAUGCUCGAUCCAAGCUGUACGAUCCCCGGAAGGGAUCGGCGUAUACCAAGCUCUCCAAGACGCAUGAGACGAAGCUCAGGCAACUGCGAGAGAACGAGAGGGCAGUAAGUCUGUCCACGGUGCUGCGGCCACUCCAAUCCUCCCGUUCGUGCCAGUCGCUCUGCAAUGACGGCAGCACUUCCUACGUGGAGACUUCCGACUCAGGCAGCCAAGAUUCGGCGUCGGAUUCGCCAACUGCCUUCUGUCCCAACGAUCAACGCAACCCAAAGAGCACAGCCCGCCAGAGUCUGUACAUCAACUCGACGGCUGCGAGGAGGAGCGGCAAUGUAGAGGAGGCGGCGCCAACCAUAUCACUUCCCCUGAACCUGGAUGACGAUAAGAGUGUGUCCCGCUCUAGCGUGUCGCGUGCUGCGUUGCCGCGGCGAAUACGCGAUAUGGAAUGCAAGUUGCGCAUGCCGGAUGACGAACCCAUUAGUGUGGUAAAGGAGCUGCAAGACACAGCGGGACGAAGUAAAACUGAUUCCACGUCGUCGAAAGCGUUAAGUGGCUCUAUAGCAAUCGAGUCGUUCAGGAAGUCGACGCUGCCGAGUUUCAGGAACACGCCCCAACGACCUCACUCAUUCUCUAUGCUCACCUUCAACGUCGGCUUGCUGGAGGUGCGCAUGUUUGGCAUACAGAUGUACCAAAACCCGGGAUACACGGAAAAGAGACUCAAAUGUGUGCCUAACGAGAUCCGGAAGGCAAACGCGGAUGUCGUUGCUUUCCAGGAAGUGUACAGCAACCACCACGCGAGGUACAUAACGCAACAGCUGCAGGAUAUCUACCCCUACGCCGCCAGGGACGACUGCCUGCCGGUGUCGGAGGAUUUUGAGAACCUUUAUGACAAGAAUAAAAAGAAGAAGCGGGGCAUCGGGAUGUUCCAUAGCGGACUGCUUUUUCUUAGCAAGUUCCCCAUUCUGUGCGCGAAAUUCCACGCUUGGGACGUCGUGACGCACCUGGAGGCUAUGCUGGCUAACAAAGGCUACAUGGAGAUUUUUGUCGACAUCCCCUCCGUUGGGAAAAUUGCCUUCUACAACAUGCACAUGGCCAGUGCAAGCGUCAACCCGGAGUCUGUGCAUAUCGAGAACGUCAGAAACGAGGAAGUUAAACAGAUCCUGAAAAGGACGGAAAAGGCGUGCCGGCUGGGGUUCGCGCCCAUCAUCAUAGGGGAUCUAAACGCGGCGCCUAACAACUGUGCCAGCAACUACAUGUCGUUCCUGCACAGCGGCUGGACGGACUCGUACGUCCUGUCGCGACAAAAGGCCAAGCAAAAGCGAUGGCUGGGGCUGAAGGAUAGGCGGAUAAAGAAAAACGAUUCCACGUUCGAGAGUCCACUCACCAGCGACGAGUCCAUAGGGGUGGAAAAUGUGUUUGGCGACAACAAGUCCCAAAAACCGCACCUUGAAAAGGUCACGAUCAUGUCGAACAUGCCCAGGAGUCGUUCGGGAGGCAAUAUGCGGCACCCCCAUAUGGGACCUCGAGAGGGCUCGAGGUGGAGCAGAUUCGUGGAAUAUCUCUCACUGCCAAAGGGGGACCGUCUGCGCAGAGCCGCCACAAGCUGGAAACAUUCAAAAACGUACCGCCCCCGUGCGAACUCAAUACGUCUACGCAGAAUCCACACAGCCAACAGGCACCGCGCCCCUAAAUCCAAGAAGCUGGCAAAGCUGCACAAAAGGCUUCUCAAAAACAAACUUAGCGUUCGUGUUAAGGCGCCAUGUCUGGAGUGCAAAACAGAUAAAGCCGCCAGAACAUUUAGGGAGCGAUGCUCCGCGCUGUUCCGCAGAUCCAAGAGCUUGUGGACGGGGGAACCAAAACCAACGACGCAAACGGUUGCCUUCACCACUGCACGAUCUCGUGUUGCCAUUGACCCGUCCUCAGUCUACUUUCUGGUCAAGAACCCUUCUAAGCAGCUCAAACGGCCGCGCGUCAGACGGUUCUACUGGUGGUACAGGAGACGGAAUUUUAUGGACGUCACGUGGGACCCCAAAAACCCUCUCAAUAUGCACGGCCCACACGCCGGCUGCAGCGGGCUCAGGUGCGACUACAUUUUCCUCCCUCCGCAACACAUUGCCGGGAUACUGCAAGGGUUCGCGCCCUCUGCCGGGGAAAUUCUGUUCAGGGAACCCAUUGUCAUGAUAGACAAAGUGGGGUCCGCGUACAACUGCUUGUGCUCGGCAUUCACGAGCAUGAAGAAGGUCAUGCUGGUGACUCUGUCCGAUCACUACGGCCUAAAAAUCACAAUGGUGCGCAAAAAAACCAAACCGGAGACAUCUCCGCCGAUCAUGCUGCGGCCAUCGCAAACCAUUUGA
Babesia bigemina is the source of this 2412-nucleotide messenger RNA. RefSeq names its product endonuclease/exonuclease/phosphatase, putative. Lineage: Eukaryota; Apicomplexa; Aconoidasida; Piroplasmida; Babesiidae. The coding region runs from base 1 to 2412 and encodes 803 amino acids. Gene Ontology annotation, cellular component: cytoplasm. The record is from RefSeq and is a predicted model, not a curated record. Gene Ontology annotation, molecular function: sphingomyelin phosphodiesterase activity. The transcript has a single exon.